UAAGUUGUUAGGAAUUAUUAGAAAGGAUGAACGAAAAUUUUAUAUAAUGAUAUUUAUAUAAUAAUAUAUAGAUUUGUGAAAUGCCAUGUUUUCUUUAAAAUAAAGUCUUGGCAUCCAGGGCAAGAUGUUCUAAAUUUGCCUGGCGGUGAAUGUCCUAAUUCUUCGAAAUAAUUCACAUAUCAACCACGUAGUAGCGUUUCAAUAAAUAUUCAUUAAAUAAUUAUUAAAUAAUUAUUAAAUAAUAAUUAAAUAAUUAAUUUGAAGCAUUCUAGUAUGAACAAAAUUUGAGUUUAAAAUUUGGAACUUGUAUUCCAAGUCUUCACUUGAUGCCAAAAGCCUAUAUAAGAACAUUAUAGAUUGUGGAUGUUUAUGUAAUUCCGUAUUUUAAUAAACAGAAUUAAUGAAAUUUGUUUUAUCUCUUAAAUAUUGAAUAUUUCAUAUAUUUUGUCUUAUAUUUAUUGUACAAUUUUACACUCUUACAUUUUCCAUAAACAUCCACAGUAUUUCCAAGGAUAGUAAAGGCGGGUACUCAUCCUCUGGAACAGUUAACAAAUUUUUUUUGUGAUGGUUUUGUAACCGCUAUUCGAUCUUUUCAUGAAAUAAUUACUUCUUAUAACAAAUUGACAAACAGCCCACGAACAACAUUUAAAUACAGUGGUGUCAUAGGAGAUGUGGAGACAUAGGUAGUUAUAUAGAUUGCAUAAUUGUGAAUUAAGGGUAGGAUGCAAAUCAAGCAGUGCGAAAAAGACAAUACAACUAGUGUAUACGACCAUAGUGUAUGCAAACAUAAUAUAUAUAAUUAUGGUGAAAGAUAUAUCUGCAUGUGUCAAAUCAUUGAUAUGACUGGAGAUGCACCUUAAGAGUGUCAGCUAACAUCUAAACAUUCUAAACAUAUUACCUUCUAAUAACUUUUAUUUCUUUAUUUUCCUAGUAUCUACAGAUUUGAAUAAUUUAAAUAAUCAUAAUGGUUCGGUUUCAAAGUAUGACACCACAAGAGUAUAAAGAAAAGCAUGAAAAUUUUAAGAUAAUCCAUGGUUUUCAUACUACACCUUUUGGGGAUUGCUUAAUUGGCAUUACUAACACUAACAAGGCAAUUAUUCAUUUGGCUUUUGUUGAUAAAAAUAAUGAAGAAGCUUUGAAUGAAUUAAAGAACGAUUGGCCUCUUUCAAAAUUGGUCGAAGAUACCUCGAACGAAACAAACAAAAUUAUAGAAAAAAUCUUUUCCCGAUGUGUAACUGUGGAUGAUUCUAUUUCUGUUCUCAUGAAGGGUACACAGUUCCAAAUAAAAGUUUGGAAAGCCUUGAUGCUUAUUCCACAUGGUACAACUGUUACUUACGAACAAGUUGCGUGUAAUAUAGAUAACCCAAAAGCUGUACGAGCUGUUGGAAAUGCGGUCAUGAAAAAUAAUAUUGGUUAUUUGGUGCCAUGCCAUCGCGUAGUAGGUAAAUCUGGCAGUAACAAAUAUAAAUGGGGAACGAAGCGUAAAGAGAAUAUUCUCUUGUAUGAGCAUGAUCAUGUAAACACUUAAGUUUAUUUUUUAUAUGUUUACAUACUUCUAUCAUUUUUUUAUUAAUUUAUAGUUUAAUACAAAGAGAUGUAGUUUAUGUAAUAUGGUACGAUUUUAUAAGUUCUGUUACUUACGAAUUGUUUAUUUCGUAGUAUAUAUAAAUAUAAAAAUUUAGGCACCAAAAAUUUCCUGAUAUUUGCAUAGAUUAUGUAAAAUAGACACUGGAUAAUAUAAAAAGAAAAUUGUUUAUUUUUAUACAUUAAAAAUUAUUUUUAUUAUCUUUAAAUACAAGUAUGCAGUAUAAUUUAUGUACACUUAAAGUAAUUAAUAAUUUAAGCUGUAAUGAUAAAUCCAUUGCACUCUUGCACACAGUAACAGGAACACUAUGAUACUAGGAUGGUCUUCAGCAUUCACAAUAAUUCUAAGAUGGUAGUAUAAAUUAAACAUAAAUAAAAUUGUGUAAUUUUAUAUUUCAAUUUAGAUAGUUAUCGAUAUAUGUAACUGUUUUGUAUAAAAAAAUGCACCUUAAGAAUUUUUUAA
Messenger RNA from Bombus impatiens (common eastern bumble bee), 2047 nucleotides. It is a transcript of the gene agt, whose product is annotated as methylated-DNA--protein-cysteine methyltransferase, inducible. Gene Ontology annotation, biological process: DNA repair. The record is from RefSeq and is a predicted model, not a curated record. The transcript has a single exon. NCBI's taxonomy places the organism in Eukaryota, Metazoa, Arthropoda, Insecta, Hymenoptera, Apidae. Gene Ontology annotation, molecular function: methylated-DNA-[protein]-cysteine S-methyltransferase activity. Bases 965 to 1528 code for a protein of 187 amino acids.